Molecule: messenger RNA, 1908 nt
Organism: Didymosphaeria variabile
Lineage: Eukaryota; Fungi; Ascomycota; Dothideomycetes; Pleosporales; Didymosphaeriaceae
Gene: SPT23
Product: SPT3 Dosage dependent suppressor of Ty-induced promoter mutations-like protein
Exons: 1
Coding region: 1-1908 (635 amino acids)
Source: RefSeq, a predicted model, not a curated record
AUGGACGGGCCUUCAAGCGACGGGGACUUCUUCCCUGCCGCCGACGGUUCCUUCUUCGCGGGCUCAUUCCCAGACGCCACUGUCAAUCCCGAGGACCUGCAGCACACGACCAGCAUAUUGCUCGAGGACCUCGAGAUCUCUUCCAAUGCCUCCCACAACGUCUUCUACGGCGACCUCAACGCCCAUGACUCCGGCGUCGACCUGAACGCCCAGUGGACGUCGCCAGUCAAGCAGGGCUCGGCCGAGCCGUAUGAGCAGUUCCUCAACAUGGGCGACUCCCCCAUGGCGUCAAACACCCCCUCGCCUGCCACAGAAAUCACCUUCAGCCAGUCCAACUCUCCAGGUGACUUUAUCCGCGACCAGAGCUCUGUCAGCUCACCAGAGGCUGCCGCCCCGGUCUUCAAGAAAGACCCCGACACGCCCGAGGGAGCCGACAUGUGGAACCCGUCGUAUGCACCAGACGCGAUCCUCAUUCCGCAGUCGAGGGACGCGCCCCAUGUGUCCAUGACACCGGACAGGACCAAGACCCGUGCCGAAACCCAGAUCAAGAUGACCCUCACCAUCGACCCUCUCGACAAUGUGGAGCACAUUAGGUUCCCCCGCAAGGCGCUCGCCAAGCCCAAGCAUUUCGCCAGUGAGGAAGAGAGGCAAGAGAUCGAGCAAAAGGGCGGUGUGCUGCAGAUGGACGUCCACCUGGUCUGCGCCACCGCCAUCGAAAACGCACAGGAUCGCGAAAGAGCUCUGCGGCGAGCCGCGGGCACCGAAGAGAUCCCGCGCAGGCCUGAAGGCGUGACCAUCACCGAGCUAGACAAGGAUGAUCCGUCGCAUCCGCAGAACGGAGGCCAAGUGCUCAUCUGCGACGGCUGCAAAGAGCGCGAGCGCAAGCGAUACGACCGCAAGAAGAAGCGCGGCGAGGACGAAGAGGAGUACCUCACGUACGAGAGCGACCGCGUCAUCAUGAUCAACGAAAAGGAGCACAGGAAAUUCAAAGAGGUAGAUGGUGGAGAGGCUCACUUCUCACCCCGUGCUCGCCAGGUCGAAUUCGCGAUGCGCAUCACAUGCUAUUGCCGACAUCAAGAAGAGAAGUCACCUAUGGGCUACCGCGUCAUCUUCACCUUCACCCUGGGAAAGACCAUGCUCGUGCAACACAUUUCGGACGUCUUCCACAUUACCGACGACCACAAGAACAAGGAGCCCUCUGCCGACGGACUCCCGCACCCCCUUACGAUCCCUCAAGGUUACGGCCUGCAUCAGUAUCAUCAUCAACAAUCGAACGUUGUGGUUCCCAUGUACCAGUUCCCGGAGAAUUAUGGUAUGAACGCUUACUCGCAGCCCACGACACCCAUUGUGGCGUCACAAUUUACCUCUCCCAUCUCGCCGAUGGACACCUCGUUCGGCCAAGGGAUCUCCCAGUCUAUGCCACCGGCGAUGGCACAGACGAUGCCUCAAUCGAUGUCUCAAUCAAUGUCACAAUCGAUGCCUCAAUCGCUGCCUCAAUCGAUGCCACACUCAAUGGCACAGCAAAUGACUCAGCCAAUGACAACAUUAGCACAGCAAGCUCGCCACCCUCCAGCUGCAUAUCAAACUGCUGGGCCAGCGAAUGCCCCUGCAUAUGCAAGACAUCAACGAGGUCACAGCUACUUUGACACCCCGAUGCUCAGUCCAACAUCGCAGAUGGGAUUCGGCGAGUCGCAUGGUCUUCCUCGUCCCCAAUCAAUGGACAACUUCAACUUCAACCCCCCAUGGAUGGCCAACAGCGCAGAUUUCCCGCAAUACUUCUCCUCCGCCCCGCCCUCGGCCGGAGGCACGCCGAUCAACCUGUCGCGGCCGGCUUCGCCCACCUGGGAGCAAGGCCCCAACAAGAAGGGCAAGACGUUACGGUGUGUUUACUUCUACGUAGAUGAGUAG